Chrysochloris asiatica (Cape golden mole) is the source of this 1782-nucleotide messenger RNA. RefSeq names its product Ran GTPase activating protein 1 (gene RANGAP1). Gene Ontology annotation, biological process: signal transduction; activation of GTPase activity; nucleocytoplasmic transport. The record is from RefSeq and is a predicted model, not a curated record. Bases 34 to 1782 code for a protein of 582 amino acids. Gene Ontology annotation, molecular function: GTPase activator activity; small GTPase binding. Gene Ontology annotation, cellular component: perinuclear region of cytoplasm; cytosol; nucleus. The transcript is spliced from 15 exons. Lineage: Eukaryota; Metazoa; Chordata; Mammalia; Afrosoricida; Chrysochloridae.
AGGUCUCCAAGGGAGCCCACCAGCGUGGCCAGCAUGGCCUCCGAGGACAUUGCCAAGCUGGCAGAAACACUGGCCAAAACCCAAGUGGCCGGGGGACAGCUGAGUUUCAAGGGCAAGAGCCUCAAACUCAACACUGCAGAAGAUGCUAAAGAUGUGAUUAAAGAAAUUGAAGACUUUGAUGGCUUAGAGGCCCUGCGUCUGGAGGGCAACACGGUGGGAGUGGAAGCGGCCAGGGUCAUCGCCAAGGCCUUGGAGAAGAAAUCCGAGUUGAAGCGAUGCCACUGGAGCGACAUGUUCACGGGGAGACUGAGGUCCGAGAUCCCACCCGCCCUGACAUCCCUUGGGGAGGGACUCAUCACUGCCGGGGCCCAGCUGGUGGAGCUGGACCUGAGUGACAACGCCUUCGGACCUGAUGGUGUGCGAGGCUUCGAGGGCCUGCUCAAGAGCUCGGCCUGCUUCACUCUUCGAGAGCUCAAGCUCAACAACUGUGGCAUGGGCAUCGGCGGAGGCAAGAUCCUGGCAGCCGCCCUGACUGAGUGUCAUUGCAAGUCCAGUGCCCAAGGGAAACCGCUGGCCCUGAAGGUAUUUGUGGCUGGCAGGAACCGUCUGGAGAAUGAUGGAGCCACUGCCUUGGCAGAAGCUUUUGGGAUCAUCGGGACUCUGGAGGAAGUCCACAUGCCGCAGAACGGGAUCAAUCACCCCGGUGUCAUGGCCCUGGCCCAGGCUUUCGCCAUCAACCCUCUGCUGCGGGUCAUCAACCUCAAUGACAACACCUUCACGGAGAAGGGGGCCGUGGCCAUGGCUGAGACCCUGAAGACCCUGCGGCAGGUGGAGGUGAUCAACUUUGGGGACUGCCUGGUGCGCUCCAAGGGUGCCGUGGCCAUUGCAGGCGCUGUCCGGGGGGGCCUCCCCAAGCUGAAGGAGCUGAACUUGUCGUUCUGUGAAAUCAAGAGAGAUGCUGCUCUGGCUGUUGCCAAGGCCAUGGGGGACAAGACUGAGCUGGAGAAACUGGACCUCAAUGGCAAUGCCCUGGGAGAAGGCUGUGAGCAAGUUCAGGAAGUUCUGGAAGGCUUCAGCAUGGCCAAGGUGCUGGCGUCCCUCAGUGAUGAUGAGGGGGAGGAUGAUGAGGACGAGGAGGAGGAAGGGGAGGAGGACGAGGAGGAGGAAGAAGAAGAUGAGGAGGAAGAAGAGGAUGAGGACGAAGAAGAACCACAGGUGCACGGGCAAGGAGAGGAGCCGAGCACACCCUCAAGGAAGAUUCUAGACUCGAAUAUUGGCGAACCAGCUCCUGUGCUGUCCUCCCCACUCCCUCCGGACGUCUCUACCUUCCUCGCUUUCCCCUCUCCAGAGAAGCUGCUGCGUCUGGGACCCAAGAGUUCCGUGUUGAUAGCCCAGCAGACCGACACGUCUGAUCCUGAGAAGGUGGUCUCUGCCUUCCUGAAGGUGUCUUCGGUGUUCAAGGAUGACACCACCGUUAGGACUGCGGUGCAGGACGCAGUAGAUGCUUUAAUGAAGAAGGCCUUCAGCUCAUCCUCCUUCAACUCCAACGCCUUCCUCACCAGGCUCCUCAUUCACAUGGGUCUGCUCAAGAGUGAAGACAAGAUCAAGGCCAUUGCCAACUUGUAUGGCCCCCUGAUGGCUCUGAACCACGUGGUGCAACAGGACUACUUCCCCAAGACCCUUGCUCCCCUCCUGCUGGCCUUCAUGACAAAGCCCAAUGGCGCCCUGGAAGCCUGCUCCUUUGCCCGCCACAACCUGCUGCAGACGCUGUACAAGGUCUAG